Exaiptasia diaphana is the source of this 1873-nucleotide messenger RNA. RefSeq names its product CD63 antigen. Gene Ontology annotation, cellular component: membrane. Lineage: Eukaryota; Metazoa; Cnidaria; Anthozoa; Actiniaria; Aiptasiidae. The transcript has 5 exons. The record is from RefSeq and is a predicted model, not a curated record. Bases 25 to 594 code for a protein of 189 amino acids.
UAACAGGUAUGUGGAAUUGGGUUGAUGGCAGUUGGUAUCUAUGUCCAGCUUAAAGUUGGUGACCUGGCCGAGCUGCAAACUGUCAAGUUUCUUACUGGAUCCAUCCUGAUCAUAGCAGUUGGUGCUGUUAUUGCAGUAGUUUCAUUCUUUGGCUGCUGUGGGGCUGUGAAGGAAAACAGAUGCUUCCUAUGCUUGAUUGAGACAAAUCUAAAUAAAGAUCUGAAUAAAUCUUUGAUUGACUAUGGGAGGAAAGACCAUGAUGACAUUACUAAGGCCUAUGACACUCUUCAGCAACAGGAGAAAUGUUGUGGUAUCAAUAACUACAGAGAUUGGCAAAGAACUCCAUUCAGUAAUGGGAGUCAUUCUGUUGUGCCUGAUAGCUGCUGCCAGAAAAAGAAAGCAGGAUGUGGAAAGAACUUUCAAGAUAAAGACAUCUAUGGAGAAGGCUGCUAUGUUAAAGUGAAGAGUUUGUUGAAGGACAAUUUGAUGGUGAUUUUUGGAGUUGGUUUGGCCGUAGCCUUUAUUCAGGUCCUGGCAAUGAUCUUCUCAAUGGUGCUCAUCUGCAAGAUCAGCAAGCAGUCAGAAUAUGCCUAAGCAUCACUUAUAAACACUUAUCACCAGUCACAAGUUUAUCCAGUUUGUAUAUCACUCGCACAGCUAGCUUCGUUAAUUUCCAUAUCCCAGACAUUUUUAAAACAGGAAAUAACAGUUCUCUUUAGAGAGGCCGUUCAAUGUCCUUGGGAUAAUUUAAUGUGUGAUCAGAUGAAUAGAAUUAAUAAUAAUAACUCUUAAACCUUUUCAAUAUAAUGUUAAAAAGGUAUUUUGAAUAAUGGAUAAAGCUGUAGAAUUGURUUACACAAUAUAUAGUAUCAUAACAUUCAUUUUUUUAUGAGGAUAAAUAAUUUUAUCUUUAUUUUUAUUGCUCAUUGAAAAUUAAAGCUCAUCCCUGUCUGAAUACUGACCAKCUUUAGUACCAAGAAAACUCUCCUUCACAGCCCUUUGCCAUCAUGUUAGRUGAAAAGGUGAGUGUGCAGUGAUAGAAAACUUACAAUUACUCAAAGGUGUCUAUCAUUGUACGCUCACUGAUUGUCUUGUUUCGAUGCAAUGGCACAGUUACAUUUCAAGAUGGUGCAGGGAAAUGUGAGGGCUAUUCACGACUUUCAAAAAUGCCGGGAUGUGUCUCGGUCGUCGACCAGGGCACUGGGGAAGAAGCACUAAAACGAGGUCUCAAAGGCCAGCCUCCGUAUAGUGAGCUUCCAUGGUGUCUUGCAAGAGUGUUUUGUUAUACAUGUAAAUAACAUACCAAUACAUUUUCAAACUUUUGGACACUGCCUACAUACGAUCUCGUAGUGAUUUCUUGAUGGAAGGGCUUUGAGGUUUCGUUUCCAUGAUUUGUCACUAGUCCCCAAUAUAGGCGGACGUGAACUGGUGCCAUUUUUGAAAGYCGUGUAUAGAUUGAAAUAAACCAGUCAAUCAAAAGUAAUAGUGAGAGGUUUUUGCUAACUCGGCUAUUACCCAGGCAUAUCCAUCAUGCAAGCUAGAGGAGAACAAUUAUAAUUAAUUAUAUUGAUAUUAUAUUAAUUGUGAACAAAUAGAGUUUGAAUCUGUGUUCAGAGUUUGUUACAGCCAAUGCGUUAAAGUGGGKCUGCAGUGGCAAAACUUUCAUGCAUUGUGCUGCAAUAUCCAUUGGUUGUAAACAAUAAUUAUUUUGAACUAACCAUUCAUUCAUUAUUCAUACCAGGGAUGCAGUCUUAUGUGCUAAUAUAUAAUAUAACAUCUAGAAUUUUGAGCAUUUGUACUAUUUAAUAGAUACACUAAUUAUAAUAUGUAGUGCAGCCACUGUAUUGACUUACAUUAUAUAUCAUUAAUAUUG